Ostertagia ostertagi is the source of this 1482-nucleotide messenger RNA. The record is from the annotation of a GenBank genome assembly. NCBI's taxonomy places the organism in Eukaryota, Metazoa, Nematoda, Chromadorea, Rhabditida, Trichostrongylidae.
GCUGCCGAACUCAAAACGGAGCUGGUCCGUGUGCAGCAAACUGAGGAACAGUUACGAGCGAAGACUCAGCGAGCCGUGGCUCAUCUGCAGGAUGUUGAAGCCGAGUUGAGCAAGGUUCGUUCUCGGAAUGAGACGCUUGAGAAGAAACAGCAGAGGUUCGAUGCCGAUAUUCGUGCCAUUGAAGAACAGUUGAAGGAAGUUAAGGAAAGCAAGGAAAAGGCCGAGAAGGAAAGAGAUGAGUACCAGUUGACGGCGUCAAGGAAAGGUAACGAACUUCAGCUACGAACGACAGUGGCGCGAUUGAAGCGCGAAGCCGAAGAGCGAGUAGAUGCUGCUAGUGGAGGAGAACAGUUGGCAACUCUUCAGAAGGCUAAAAGAGAGCUGGAGAAUAAGCUGCGUGAGCAGGAGGAGGAAUUGGACGAUUUGGCGGGGACCAACCAGCAACUGCAACAGCAAAUCACUCGCUUGGAAAUGGGAGCUGAGCGACCUCAAAGCGGAUUUGUCUCAACAUUAGAGGAUCAGCUGGCUGAUUUGCAAGACACGAAUUCCUCGCUUGUCAAAGAGAAUCGUGUACUGGAAGCGAGAGCAAGGCAGUAUGACUUGAAUACGCAAAGCUUUGAAUUCUCCGGGGAACAUUAUCGUCGUGAACUGAGGAAGGCGUUGGCGCUUUUGGCUGAUACUCAAACCCUUUUGGCUCACGAGAGAGAGUCCGCUCCUUCUCAAUCUUUACUCCGACAACUAAGAGACCAGUUGGAAGAUGCGGAGGCUGCAAAGAUGAGCGCGUUGAAAGGUCGUCAUGGAUUGGAAAGCGAGUUGAAUGAAGUUCGAGUCCAGCUCGAGCAAGCGUUGGUGGCUAAAAGUGCCGCCGAAGACAGGGCCCUGAUUCUUCUGAAAGAGAAAAACAGUGGCAUGGCACUCAUCGAAGAAAAAGAUGAGCAGUAUCAGCAGCUAAUGAGAAAGUACAAAGCGGCCAUUCAGCAGACUCAUCUCGAUCACAUAGCCAUAGCGGAUCAUAUAGAACAGAUUGCCGAGCUGGAGAAGGCAAAACAGAAACUCACCGAGCAGUUAAACGAGGAGACAUCCAACGCGGCAUUCCUGGCCCAGCAUACGUCUAUAGUCAUCAAACUGAGAGAUGAAGUUGAUUCAUUGCAAGAGCAAAUCACAGAAGCGGGUUCCAGUCGAGACAAGGAGAAUGAAGCGCUCAGAAAGGCUAGAAAGGAGAACCAGCAGUUGCAAGAAACAAUCGAAGAGUUGCAGAAGCGAGACCUGGAUUCUGCGCAUAAGAAGAAAUCUUCACGUGACGAAAUUGAUCGUUUGGAAGAAUCGAAUAAGACGCUCAACGCGGAACUCAAGUUGGCACAGCGACGGAUCGAGAGUCUGCAGGCGGCCUUGAGUGAGGGCUUGGGUGAUGAUUCGGAUGCUGAGAGUGAGAGUGAGCGGCUUUUGGAUGACGGAAGAAGCACAGGCAUGAACAUCCUUUAA